This is a messenger RNA of Ogataea haglerorum, 1650 nucleotides long. RefSeq lists its product as uncharacterized. NCBI's taxonomy places the organism in Eukaryota, Fungi, Ascomycota, Pichiomycetes, Pichiales, Pichiaceae. Gene Ontology annotation, biological process: transmembrane transport; xanthine transport. The transcript has a single exon. Gene Ontology annotation, cellular component: fungal-type vacuole; membrane. The record is from RefSeq and is a predicted model, not a curated record. Bases 1 to 1650 code for a protein of 549 amino acids. Gene Ontology annotation, molecular function: xanthine transmembrane transporter activity.
AUGUCUGAUUCGAAAAGCUCGCAUGCUUUGGAGAUUACUGAUUGUGAGCAGAAUAGACUGAAAAAUCUUUAUAGAAAGUUCACCACUCGCGACGGAUGGCUGGGUGAUUAUGAUUACGCUUUCCUCUUUACUCCUGCAAUCUGGCCUUUCAACAGAAAAUUCAAACACUAUGAUCAACCGUAUUUUGGAAUAAAUGAUGACAUUCCAAUAUUGCUGGCUGUUAUACUUGGCCUUCAGCAUUGUCUAACGUUAAUCUGCAGUCUCGUCGCUGUCCCGCUUCUAAUGGGCGAUGCGCUGUAUUUUGAUGCCCAACAAACACAGCACCUUGUUUCCUGUACGCUGAUCACUGCCGGAGUUGCUACAUUCGCUCAAAUCACCAGGUUUCACAUAUAUAAAACGCCUUACUACGUUGGUACGGGACUUCUGUCAGUGGUGGGGCCUACCUUUGAUAUCGUCGGUAUUGCAUACUCAUAUUCUUCGAUCCGUUACUCAAAAGGGACUUGUCCUAUAGCUUCUGAUGGAACCAAUCUUCCUUGCCCAGAUGCAUUUGGAGCAUUUCUUGGCUCGAUGUUGUGCACUGUGUGGAUCCAAGUUCUUUUAGCAUUUGUUCCACCUAGAAUCCUCAAGAGAAUUUUCCCGAGUAUGGUCACCGGUACGCUUCUUCUUCUACUUGCUGUAUAUCUCUCUGGAAACGGUAUGAAAAACUGGGGAGGGGGCAGUAACUGUUUGCAAUAUGGCGGAGGAUGCAGCACCGGCUCUCACAACUUUGAGUGGGGAUCUCGUCCAUACAUUGGACUGGGAUUUUCUACUUUCAUAUCCAUCGUCAUUAUCAACCUUGUUGGAUCUCCAAUUAUGAAAAGUUCAUCAAUUAUUUUGGGACUUAUCAUAGGAUGCAUCAUAUCAGCAGCCUGUGGUUACUGGGAUGCGUCAGGAAUCCAUGCCGCUCCUGCAGCAGAUUUCCUUUGGACCAAAAAUUAUACCUAUUCAGUGGAUGGGUCUUUAAUUCUUGCGCAUUUGCUUAUGUUUAUUGUCGAAGGUAUCAGUUGCAUACCUGAUAUUCUUGCUACAGCGGAGGCAAGUCACGAAAAAACAUCUGGAGUCGAAUUCCAGUCUCGUAUUCAAGGGGGAAUAAUGUGCGAUGCAUUAGGCAGUCUAUUGGCUUCCGUUGGCGGAGGGAUUCCUAUGGUCUCUCAGGCCGCUAACAACGGAGUCAUCCUGCUCACUGGAUGUGCUUCGAGAAAGGCAGGAUGGGUUGCGGCUGUCUUGUUGAUUCUGAUGGGUAUUUUCUCCAAAAUCUCAGCUACUUUUGCUGCUUUGCCCCUACCAGUGUUUGGUGGAAUGCAGGUAUUUCUCUUCGGAACUAUUGGUGUUGCCGGUAUAAAAAUUCUCUCAACGGUCCCGUGGACUAGACGGAAUCGCUUUAUUCUCUCAUGUGGACUUGGAUGGGGUUUUGCAGGAACUGUGGUUUCGUCUUGGUUUGACAAGAUUCUGGCUUACAGUGGCUCAAAUCAAUCUUUGGCAGGAUUCCUUGAAGGAAUUGACCUCAUUGUUGAAACUCCGUUUAUUUUUGGAGCUAUAAUCGUCUGCUUUUUGAACUUGAUAAUACCGGAUGGCAGCAAGGACCGAAAUGACGAUGCAGGUGAGGUAUAA